Notolabrus celidotus (New Zealand spotty) is the source of this 1996-nucleotide messenger RNA. RefSeq names its product E3 ubiquitin-protein ligase RNF126-like. Gene Ontology annotation, biological process: protein ubiquitination. NCBI's taxonomy places the organism in Eukaryota, Metazoa, Chordata, Actinopteri, Labriformes, Labridae. Bases 81 to 1040 code for a protein of 319 amino acids. Gene Ontology annotation, molecular function: ubiquitin protein ligase activity. Gene Ontology annotation, cellular component: cytoplasm. The transcript has 9 exons. The record is from RefSeq and is a predicted model, not a curated record.
UGUCGUCGUUUGUUCCAGCAGGUUUGACCUCUCCGGGGCUCCGUAGUCGCUCCCCCUCUCGACCCGUUUAGUGGCUAAAGAUGGCUGAAGCUCCUCCAUGGCCCAGCCGGUUCUUCUGUCACAGAUGCUCAGCAGAGAUAAGUCCCCGGCUGCCUGAGUACACGUGUCCAAGAUGUGAGUCUGGGUUUAUUGAGGAACUCCUGGAGGAGAGAAGUGCUGAUAAUGGCUCCAUGUCUACCAUAACCAGCGGGCCGCCCAACCAACAGCCGUUUGAGAAUGUGGACCAACACAUGUUUACAUUCCCUUCGGGCUACGGUCAGUUUGCUCUGGGUGUCUUUGACGACCGCUUUGAAUUCGGGUCCGGACUAGGGACAGAGGACAACCGGGAAGCUGAAAACAGACGAGAAAGGGAAACGGCAUCACGGCAGCGAUACGGUGCCAGGCAACCAAGGAGUCGUCACGGUUCAAGACGACAGGCAGGAAGGCAUGAGGGAGUUCCCACUUUAGAAGGGAUCAUUCAGCAACUAGUGAAUGGAAUAAUUGCACCUACUGCAAUGCCAAAUAUUGGUGUUGGACCCUGGGGCGUUCUUCACUCAAAUCCUAUGGAUUAUGCUUGGGGUGCUAAUGGACUAGAUGCAAUUAUAACUCAGUUAUUAAACCAGUUUGAGAACACGGGACCCCCGCCUGCUGAUAGGGACAAAAUAAAAUGUCUUCCUACAGUGCAAGUUACAGAAGACCAUGUUGCUUCAGGACUAGAAUGCCCCGUGUGCAAAGAAGACUACAGUGUUGGAGAAAAUGUGAGGCAGCUCCCAUGCAAUCAUAUGUUCCACAAUGACUGCAUAGUCCCCUGGCUGGAACAGCAUGACACUUGUCCAGUGUGCAGGAAAAGCUUGAGCGGACAGAACACAGCAACAAACCCUCCAGAACUAUCAGGGAUGAACUUUACCUCCUCCUCUUCCUCCUCCACCUCCUCCUCCUCUUCAUCCACCCCUCAGUCAUCAAGUUCGACCAGCAAUGAGAACUCCACUGAUAACUCAUAGAGAGCCAUUUGUCCUUAUCACCCUGCGAGCUGUUUAUAGCUCCUGGGCUGCUGUUCUUCGGAGCGGUGACCUCCAGUCUCUCCCUGUUGUCGGGUUGAGACCCGAGUGCAUCUCGCCAGGAGCACUCGAGCCUGAUUCAGGGGUAAGUGAUACGUGAGGACAAUGUAUUUCUGCCCGUCCUGUUGCUCCCACCUUCAUCAGGAAUCCGAACAAAGGAAGGGCGGAGGCCUGGAGUGCAGCUUCUAUCAGGGAGGGUGUGGGGAAACCUGAAGACUUUAAAGAGGCUCUGUCUGCCUGAAUCACCUCAUACAGGAAGAGAACACAAAAGAAUCCAAAGGUAGAGGACUUGGGACAACAAGGAAGUUGCUGUUCUUUUUUUUUUAAAGAUCUCCAGACUUGUAUGGUUUAGGAUGCUCCACUUUUUCCAAUGAAGCAAAAAGAAAUGAACAGUCGUUUGUUUUUAUAAGUAGCAUUCAUAUCAAACAGUGGAAAUGACCCAAAGUGCACUGCAGUGCACUUAAGUUACUUCAUGCUUUGGAAGAUAUUACAUUUUAUUCCUUUUGCUCUCAACGCAAAGUGAAAACCAAGUCAUCUUGAUCCACUUACAGCUGAAGAUUGCCUGAAAUCACAGAGGUACCAUUUGUUGCACUUGAAAUGAUGCGUCAAAUUACAGUCAUCUGGUGCUGUUAGCAUUUAUGAUGUGGAUAAGCAUAGCUCAUUUAAAUGCGUAAGGAUUUUUUUUUUUUAAACUUUACCUGUAAGCCCUUAUGUGGAUCAGCUGUUCACAUAAAACACUUCAAAACAUUUCAGAACAUUUGUGCAUUUUAACCUAAAGUUAAGUAUUUUUUCAAGCUGCCAGUUGAAAAAAAUAUUGAUUAGAAGUAUCAUCGUGACUAAAUACAUGAACUAAUAUGAAAAUAAAGAUGUUUGGGUGCUACCACUCAAAAUGAAUGUGA